AUGGUUCAAUUGAACUCUUCAAGUGCGUCUCGAGAUGAUCUGACUGUCCACUCCCUAAUAAUAAUCAACAAAGCUGGCGGCCUAGUCUACAACCGCUCCUUCACCUCCACUCUCCAAAAAGUCUCCGUGAACGACCUGCUUGUCCUUGCCGGUACAUUCCAUGGCGUCCAUGCAAUCGCAAAGUCGCUGACCCCCUCCACCCUCAACAUCCCCUCGAGAGACCGAACAGGCAUCGAAGUCCUCGAAGCUGGCACGUUUCGCCUGACAUGCUUCCAGACAUUCACAGGAACGAAAUUCUUAUUAUUCACGGAGCCGCAGCAGCCUAAUGUGGAGACUAUUAUGAAGAAGGUUUAUGAACUGUACGCGGAUUAUGUGACGAAGAACCCUUUCUAUCAGCUAGAGAUGCCGGUGAGAUGUGAGGCUUUUGAGAGACAUUUGGGGAGUUAUAUGAGAGCGCGAUGA
This is a messenger RNA of Bacidia gigantensis, 462 nucleotides long. RefSeq lists its product as uncharacterized. Lineage: Eukaryota; Fungi; Ascomycota; Lecanoromycetes; Lecanorales; Ramalinaceae. The record is from RefSeq and is a predicted model, not a curated record. Bases 1 to 462 code for a protein of 153 amino acids. The transcript has 2 exons. Gene Ontology annotation, cellular component: TRAPP complex. Gene Ontology annotation, biological process: endoplasmic reticulum to Golgi vesicle-mediated transport.